Sander lucioperca (pikeperch) is the source of this 1882-nucleotide messenger RNA. It is a transcript of the gene tnfaip1, whose product is annotated as tumor necrosis factor, alpha-induced protein 1 (endothelial). Bases 332 to 1312 code for a protein of 326 amino acids. Gene Ontology annotation, molecular function: protein binding; ubiquitin-protein transferase activity. The transcript is spliced from 7 exons. Lineage: Eukaryota; Metazoa; Chordata; Actinopteri; Perciformes; Percidae. Gene Ontology annotation, biological process: protein ubiquitination; negative regulation of Rho protein signal transduction; proteasome-mediated ubiquitin-dependent protein catabolic process. The record is from RefSeq and is a predicted model, not a curated record. Gene Ontology annotation, cellular component: Cul3-RING ubiquitin ligase complex.
CCGACUGUGGAGGGCAGCGUUAUAUAUCACAACGCACAGCCUGCCGUGAACUCUUUCGAGGAAGAAGAAAGAAGAGGAGAGAGUUUAACUUUACAGUUUUUUUACAACUCAAAUCUUGUUACUGUUGUGAAUUUUCGUCUCACGGCGAUAAAGGCCUGCUUAAUUAGCCAGACGGUGUGCGGUUAUCAAACAAUACAUAAGGACAGCAGCACUGAGAGGUCGGAAUGAUCUGGAGCAGUGAGAGGUUGUGGCGGCCUCAUCAGUAGCUGUCACCACGGCGGGGGACCAUAGGACCUCCGUCUGCAGGGUGGUCAUCUUCCUCCAAAGGGACAUGUCCGGGGACAGCUGCCUGCCCCAGCAUCACACCCAGUCUCUCUCAACCUCCUCAGUCCCUCCUCUGACCUGUCCCAAGACCAAGACCUGCAGUUAUCGAGGAGCGGUGGGCCUCGGCAACAAGUAUGUCCGCAUCAAUGUUGGCGGGACCCUGUUUUACACCACACUGCAAGUGCUGACCAAGCAGAACUCCAUGCUGAAAGCUAUGUUCAGUGGAAAGAAGGAAGUGUUCACUGAUAAAGAAGGUUGGAUCCUGAUUGACCGUAGUGGGAAACACUUUGGCAGCAUCCUGUGCUACCUACGUGACAGCACAGUCACCUUACCCAAAGGGCGUCAGGCUGUCCAGGAGCUGAUGGCUGAGGCAAAAUAUUACCUUGUUCAGGGCCUAGUGGAGCUUUGUCAAAACACCCUGCAGGACAGUAAAGAGCAACCCCUGUGUGUUAUACCUGUGGUCACCUCCAGUAAGGAAGAGGAGAGGCUCAUCCAGUCCUCUACCAAGCCUGUGGUGAAGCUGGUGUACAACAGAAGCAAUAACAAGUACUCUUACACCAGUAACUCGGACGACAACCUGUUGAAGAACAUUGAGUUGUUCGAUAGGCUGUCUCUCAGCUUCAACGGCCGCGUCCUCUUUAUCAAAGACGUGAUCGGAGAUGAGAUCUGCUGCUGGUCUUUUUACGGUCAAGGUCGCAAGCUGGCGGAGGUCUGCUGCACCUCCAUCGUCUACGCCACGGAGAAGAAGCAGACCAAGGUGGAGUUUCCUGAAGCUCGCAUCUACGAGGAGACUCUGAACACCUUGCUUUACGAGACAAUGCCGCUGCCUGACAACUCCUUGCUGGAGGCCACGCGUCGGAGCUACAGCAACUGCGGAUCUCACAGUGAGGAAGAGGAGGGGCCCGGAGGAGCUGAGCUUCGCGAGCGUGUCCGUCGAAUCCACGUCAAGAGGUACAGCACGUACGACGACCGGCCACUGGGACAGUGAGACUCAAACCACAGACCGCUGGACAGAUUUCAGCUUUUCACGUUGAUGAUGAACAUUCAAACAUGAAAUCUGUUAAUACGUUUCUCUUUUGAAUAGUUUUAUUAUCUUCUUUACCACUAAAAGAAGUCCAAACUGUGGCCUUGAUGUAAUUGCAUCUGACUUUUUACUCUAGAUAGUUGCGUUGUUGUCUGCUCUGUCCAUCAUAAUUUAUGAAUUAUUACCAGAGGAUUCUGAGCAACUACUUUAAAACAAACUAGAGAACUGUAGGGUUUUUUCUUUUUUUUUUUUUUACUAAAUGUAGAUUAGUAGUGGAGGAAUAUCACAGAUAUGCACUAUUUCUUAGUAGAAAUAUUGUACCAAUCAUAGCACUUAGACUCUGAAUCAGCAGCAGAGCAUGUUUAAUAUUUAUAGAUUGUAUUUUUAAUAUACACAUUUACAACAGCCUGUUGUUUUCCAAAGAUGAAUGUGUUUUAGAUUUUUCCAGAAUUAGUGUGCCUUAACAUGUUUUAAUGCAGUUUACCAUAAUGCCUUUUUCCAGCUGUGAAGAUAAAAAUUCUUGUUAUUCAACUA